Molecule: messenger RNA, 1430 nt
Organism: Paramecium octaurelia
Lineage: Eukaryota; Ciliophora; Oligohymenophorea; Peniculida; Parameciidae
Source: the annotation of a GenBank genome assembly
AUGUUCAAAUUUUUUGUUUUAUUUAUUUGUUCCUACUAUGGGAACAUAAUAAUUGAUAUAAAUGUAGAUGUGAAUUUCGGCGAAGAUGGAAAUUUGUUAGAAUUAAAUAGAGAAGAAUAUCUUAUCACAUAAAAAAUUAGCAACGCAACUUUCUAUCUGACAGUAAGUGACUAAGAUAUUUCCAAAUAUAUAUUUUUAGAGUAAGCUAAUACAAAUAACCUAGAAUAUAUUUUUAAUUUCCGAAAAAUGGAGAUGUCAAUUUCAUUACAACUGUAGGAAAUAAUUAGUUAACUAGCUUAUAAAAUUCUACUUUUAAAGCUGACUAUGCUGACUAUAAUGCUUAUUAUUUGCAUAAAAAUUAUCAUUGUAUUGUGAUGCCUGCUCGCCAUUUCUAAAUAAAUGACACAUUAUACAUAACAAAUUUAAUAAGAAAUGAUCGACGCAUUUAUUAAUAUAGCCUUAAAAUAACUAAACUAGCUGAGUAACCUUGCCCUAAAAAUUGUUCUUCACCUUAUGGAAUUUGUAUUAAUGGAAUAUGUUAAUGCAAUUCUAAUAAAAUAGAGUUAGAUUGCUCCGUAGAUGCAGUUGCUUUAAAAUUAGAUUAAACACUUGAUAAUUUUACAUUAUAAGGAUCAACUUACUUUUAUUUUUAGUAAGAAACAAAAUUGGAAAAAAUAUAAUUCAACUUUGGAUUCUUUGACAAUUUUUAUAAAGAUAAUGUGUAAGUUUCUUUAUCAUACAUGUUCGAAAAUUUUAUUUAUGGUGUUCCCAUUGAAAUUAAUGAAACCUGUACCUUAUCCAAAGAAGAGUUGACAAUAAGUAGGAUAAUUGACAUCUCAAACUUAAAUUAUAAUGCAAAUUUAUAGAGGUACUCAUAUUAAUAAUUUAGAUUCAAUCGUCUGCUUCUCAAAAUAACUACUAAUUAGGAAUCAUAAUUGUAUUUUUGGAUCUCUGAAAAGUCUUCAGAUAAUAGUUAUAAUGACGCAAUCAAAAUUUUAAUUAUUGUCUUAAUUUCUUUAGCUUGUUCUUUCCUUAUCUUAAUUGUUGGAUGUGCCAUUUAAAAAUAUAGAGCUAAAAGGAACAGAAUUAUUUCAGUAAUACCAUAAUGCUUAUCAGAAUCUUAGCCUUAUCUUACAUUAGAGCUUUUAGAACAAUACUUGGAGAAAGCUUAGAAAGUAAAUAGCGAAUGCUCCAUUUGUUAAGAAAAAUUUAAUAGCAUGAUAUAAACUCCUUGCCAUCAUAUAUAUCAUGCAUAAUGUCUAUUGAAUUGGUUCAAUAACAACUAACCCUAUUCUUGUCCUAAUUGCAGAUAAUUAGUCGAUUUUGAAAAAAUUAAGAUGGAACAGACAAAAUCUGUAAUAUUAUCAAAACUAAUUCCCUCUAUGAAUUAAUCUUCUAUCAAUUUGAAUCAAGAAUAAGCUCAAAAUUGA